This is a messenger RNA of Coniophora puteana RWD-64-598 SS2, 1005 nucleotides long. RefSeq lists its product as uncharacterized. The record is from RefSeq and is a predicted model, not a curated record. Bases 1 to 1005 code for a protein of 334 amino acids. The transcript has 3 exons. NCBI's taxonomy places the organism in Eukaryota, Fungi, Basidiomycota, Agaricomycetes, Boletales, Coniophoraceae.
AUGCCCAAAGCCGCGACAACCGUCCCGACCACGGUCCCGACCACGAUAGCUGCCGCUAUCCAAAGCCAGGUCUUCGAGCCUUAUCCUUCGCGCCGGCAGGGGGUCGUGUAUUUGGAGGGGCUACCGUACGGACUCUCGCCCAUCAAACUCGAUAAACACCACUGGCUCUGCCCGGCCGCGUACUGGACACCUGCGCCAUGCUACAGAGUGUUCAAGUCGAGUGCGAACGCCAAGGACCAUUACCAAAAACACUUGGGUUUGAGACUCCUGUGCGAAACUCCCGGAUGCGGCGCCUCAUAUUCUGACAGGCCUGCUUUGCAUAAGCAUAUGGUCAAAGACCACGGGUACAUUGCGACGGGGGCGGGUGGUCGGUCAAAGGACAAGAAGAGGAAGUGUGUGGCGAAGCCAAAGGGAUUACCACAGGUGAACUCUGGGCAUUCGACGCUUAAUGCGUCGAGCUCAUCUCAUUCGUCGGCUGCACUGAAUACGCAGCCUCAGCGUGAGCGGGCUUCUCCGCCCCUUUAUCCUCUCGUGUCUGGGCAUUCGCUUCCUCUUCCCUUUCCUGGUACCAUGCAAGCGGUCACAAAUCCCCAGUAUAGUAGUCUCCCAAUCCAUGGCGCGUGUUUUCCAUGGUCAGUCCAGCAAUCUCCCUCUCCGUCUACUAGUACACAAAGCAACACCACAACAUCGACUCCACUUCAUACACCGACGUUCGAGCCACGACUACCUUUACCUUCUCUGACAUCAACAAGGACCGAUGUUGAUAGUUACAUGAUCGCCACACCGUUUUCUCGCACAGCCCUGGACGUGUCUCUGUAUCAUCACAUGACCUUCGAUGCGCUCAUGGAUCUCUUCGAGCCUAUUUACGACGCGGAGUACUCUGGUCCGGAGCGGUGCGAAUCCGCGAAAACAACCCCACAACAUACCGACUGGGGGCUCUCGGCCACUCAAAAUAAUUCCAGUGUCAACACGGGCGCCGAUGUACCCAUGCUUUCGUAUCCUUGA